AUGAUCGGGAAAAUCAGCGAACUUAUAGAAGGAGACCACCACGAGGUGAGAUCGUGGGCUGGAGACAUCUCCUUCGAGCUCUGUAAUUCUCGAUUCGUCUCCGUUCGAAAUGGGAAUGGGGUUUUCAUUAUGGGUCGCAGAGUAGCACUUGGAAAUUGUGAGGCCUUGAGGGAAGAACAGAGAAUUGGAGUUGGAAAUCUUUGGAUUAGAGAAGAAGGAAGAUAUGGGGUUUUGGAAGAUGGGUCAGAAGUAGAUUUCAUGGUGAGAAGUAAGGUCGAAUUAGGGUUUAAGGGACAGAUAACAAAACCAUUUUAA
Molecule: messenger RNA, 315 nt
Organism: Ilex paraguariensis (yerba mate)
Lineage: Eukaryota; Viridiplantae; Streptophyta; Magnoliopsida; Aquifoliales; Aquifoliaceae
Source: the annotation of a GenBank genome assembly